CCUUACACUUUCCCAUUCUGGUUUAUGUGUAUUUUUCACCCGUCCACCACUGGACACCCCUGUUUCAACAAUCGAUCACCCCAUAGCAGUGACACGCAAUUUGCAUAUUAACUUUCUCAAGCCCUGCCUCCCUCAGCCGGCUCUCCCAUGUCCAGUCAAGUGAGGGCAGGCUUGAUGAGCCCUGUAUGUAUAUAGGGGAGAGCUCUUGCAUGUUGCAUGCAUUCACUCACUCAUUGUGGUAUAAGUUGGUGCCUGCCAGCCAACACCACCGAAGAAGAUGCUGUUUUUGUUUCAUUCAGUAAAAGGCUGAGGCACACAGAGAGUGUUACACAGCUUUCUUGUUGGUGAAGUGAAUAGCUGCACAAAUGCUGAGAACUUUGCAACGAGAAGAAGAGGUCUGAGUAUCAGCAGGCAUCUCAUGUCAUCAGAUUACUGAAACCAAGUUUUUUUCGGACUCUAGCACAGGAAACAUUGUCAUCUUCAUUUGUUUCACCAUCAAGUUUGAUUGUAUUGAGCUUUUUGUUGGCACUGGACGUUUCAUCGCAACAGUCUGACGUUGAUGUGACAUGGACUGCAUCACAUCGUGUUAAUACUGCUGUGCUAGCAACAUCAGUAGAUGAUUGCAUUUGCUCGAAAGACUCACAGUGACUUUCAAAUCAUCUAAAAGAAACAAAAAUCUGUGGACUGGAACGACACAUAGUCAUGAGAGUAAAAUGAAGUGAAUGGUUUUCAUCAUGAUCAUGCCCACCCAUCUGCCACCAGACUGAACAUAAUCUAUGAGACAAAUCCAUAAGAUAUCACUUUUAUCAGGAAUCUUCUACAUUUGUCGGCGUGAAGCACUGAGUAAGGAACUGUGCACAGCAGGACGGACGAGUCUCCAACCCACGCUUUCCGACGAACCACGCCACAUGGAGUCAGGAUACUUUCCUGAUUAAGAACAUGUUUUUCAUCCAUAAAUCGACCCAACAAUAACACCACCGUCAUCCUGCGAUCACUUACCCACACUGGUAAGCCUUCUAUCCUUUCUGCUUCAGAAAAAAAAGAACUGUAAUACAAUCCCGACUGUUGUCUCUGAUGAACCUGUGUCCAAGACACCACCUCGGUGGGAGAUCAUCCAGCCAAGCUGUGAAGUAGUCUGGCUGAACAUUUGCUGUAGAAACACAGUACCGGCCGCAACCCGUGGAGUGUUUCCUCCCGUUCACUGGAAACGGCACCCUGCGAGCGAGAGAUCGUGUGUCUCCUUUCAGAUUGUAUUUACAUCACCGGGGAUUGUAAGGUUUCAUUGGCCUACCCGCUGGUGUUUGGACGGUUCUCCGAGGGAGGGCCAUUUAGACUUCACUGCUUUCAGUGUCGAGUCAUAACCCAUACAACUGAUCCAGUAUAAAGCCUUUGCUUUGAUGCUUGGCCCUCAAGCAGUUUGUCGCAAUCCUGUUGCCAGUUUUGUUUAUCAAACCGCAUGUAACUUUGCCAUUGGCUCAUUUGAAAGAAACGUUUGCAUCCAGAGACCAACUACUGUCGCUGAAUGCUGAGACCCAACAUAGUUCACCCUGUGGUACAGACAGCCAACUUGAUCCAACCUCUCUGUUUCAUUGAUAGACGUGGUUUUAGCAAUGCAGUAAUUUACAUGGACCCCAUUGACAAAUUAGUCAAUCAAUAUUUGUCAUUGAAGGUAAAGGUCGAAUCCUCUACCGUUGCUCAGUCACGGACAAUAUAACCCCACUGUGUUCAUCUUUGUGCCAUCAAAAUCACCCAGAACACUGAAGUGAACGUGAGUAUAUUGUCCAUCCGUCUCUCGUUUGCCAAGCACGCAACAGCAUUUCCCUCACGCAACUGUGCAAAUAGACACUAAUGAAAUCGCUUUCAUCGCUGUCCAUCGAAACCAGCCAAAUGGACUCCUUUUGAGAAAUUGAUGAGAGUUUGAUGAAAAAUUUCAAAGAGUUUCUCAUUUUAUUCUUUUUUUUCUGGCUGGAAGUUACCAUCGUCAACAGCAGACAGUCCACGGCUAUUUUUGGAAAAGCUGAAGUAUUUUCUCUGGACCAUAUUUACCCUGCAAGUGGAAAUUUGAGAGAAUAGUUUGACGAGCGUGAUCAGGAGAACAAAAAUUAGAUAUCGUCAGGACCCAUUAACCCAAGGUUUUCAAACAUAGCGGAAAUGGCUGCAAUUAUCGCAAUUAUGGCCUACACUUGCUCACUUUGUCUGCUGUGAUGGUAAGUGCUGUCCACCGAAUUGACUGAACAGUCGGGGGCAUUUUCAGUGUCCAACUCAGCCCUGUCACAGUUGGGAUGAAAAACUUGUCUUGAACAAAACAACCAAUCAGUGUUUUUUGGUUUUGUUUUUUACAUUGUCGGAGAUCAGCCAGAAACUGCUUAUAAUUGACUACCUGUUUGACAGUCGCUGCACCUGAGCAACACUGACACUGUCCAAUUUCAAGGAUCAGUGUGUCACUUAAUCCCAACUCUCUCUAAACUAACAAACACCUAUUACCCACACGCGCAAAGCCGAGGCGAGUCAAUUACAUGUACCUGUAGUCUCCAGUAAGUGAACGUGGACAUUUUCAUUGUUCCCGUGAGAUCCGAAUUAUUUUCAAAAGAAUUGAGUCUGCCCUUACUCAGAUGUCCAAACUUGUUUUCUCCGUCUGCUGAAAUUAAGCCUUUGAUAUGCCAAUCGACUUUAGAGGACAAAACCCCAACCAGAAAAGACUUGCGGUGUUUAUGUACGCAGUAAUGACGUUCAUCGUCUGUCCUUACUUCACAUAUGCACAGCUGUGAGAUUUGAGUGGAGAAUUGGACAGCAGAGACAUUUAACCUCUAGUAAGCUGCUAAGAUUUGUACUCAGAAUGGCUACGGAGAAAACAUCAAGCAUCAUGUUGACUACCACAGGAUACACUGAGGCAUUGAGUUCAGUGAUGGCUAUGAACGGGUCAAACAGUUCCCAGCCGGCAACUCCUGACUACUUUAUCAUGGACCUGCAGCGUGUGAUGUUUAUUGUGACGUGCAUCCUGUGCAGCAUGGGAUUGUUAUGUAACGGCUUCAUCAUCGUCAUACUGAUCCGAUUCCCCAACAUGAAAACCCUAGCCAACAAUUUCAUCUUGAAUCUUGCAUUGGCCGAUUUCUUCUUUAUGGUGACCUUCCUGUUCCUCAGCCAUCAGCUCAAGACUGGCCGCUGGGUGUUCGGCGCCUUCCUGUGUCGGAUCAUCGUGCCCUACGAUGCCAUGACCCAGUUCCUGGUCAUCGACUUUGUCAUGAUCAUGAGCAUUGACCGGUACUUUGCUAUCUGCCUUCCCAUCAAAUCCAUGAAUUUCCGCACGCUGCGGAACGGUCGUAUCACCAGUGCGGUGAUAUGGCUGGUAGCCAUGCUGUCCACCCUGCCACUGUGGAUCUACACUGUGCAUAUCUGCCAAAAUGGCUCAUGCCUGUGUCUUGCUGGCGUCUCAUCCAGUCACAACCCAGCCGAUAACCGAUGGUGGAACAUCUACACCAUCAUCAUUGGCUUCUGCGUUCCACUCAUUAUUAUCUGUAUCUGCUAUCUCCUCAUCCUUCACCAGCUAUUGAGGAACCCAAUGCAGGAUUCUAAGAACAGUAGCCGUCGAGCUGCUCGACGGGUUGCUAUCCUGGUCAUCUGUAUCAUCAUUGUCUUCAUCCUCUGCUUUCUGCCCUUCUACGUGGUUCAGUUUGUCCUUAGCACCCUAGAGGAAACCAACAACAUCAUAGCAAUGGUCUAUGUCGUCACCUGGAGUCUCAUGUACUCCCAUAGCAUCAUUAACCCCAUCGUCUACACACUUGUAGGUGAAAACUUCCGCAAGAACAUUGGCUUCAUCUUCUGCAAGCGGUCACGCAACACUAUGUACUCACGCCAGAGCAGCAUGCGAACGUCAAGCUUCCACACUCGCCGUACCCGCAACUCCCUCAAGUCUACCAACAGCAACGAUCCGACAGGAUUGCGUCCUCACAAUGGAUACUACGUCCAUCUAGACACUGGACAGCACCGGGGUGCCAGAGAGGACCCAGUGUAAAUCAUAUGUAAAUAUAUGUAGAUUUAGGUAAAUUAUUCAUUAGUUUAAAGUGUGGGUGUAAUGUAAAUAUUACCUAUAGAGUUUACAUAAAAUCAUAUAUCUGUAACUAGUCACUUAAAGUGGCUUUUUAUAUGUAAAAAGAACAAGUAAUUUAUUAACACACAAACUUUUGAAGUUUUUAAAGUUAAAAAAAAUCAUAGAGAUAUUGACAAGUUUAUUGAUGACAAACAAAAUCAUCAUUCUGUGUAGCAAACCUGUUUGAGAAUGUUUCCUCACUAUAUUGACAGUAUUACGUAACUUGCCCAAAAAUCUGUGCUUGGUAUUGUUCUACCAAUUCCUAAACCUUGCAAGUCUCAGACCUGAAGAAAUAAAACCAAAAAUCUGGGACCACAAGUACCUGUCUAUCAAGAUCCUUAUAACAUGUGUAUAAAAUUUGAGGCUUUGACUAAAAACUUGACUUUUUUUUUUAAUUUGGUGCAUUUUGUUUGCAUAGGGGCCAGCCUGUUCCAUCUGAAUUUAAUUCCUUGAAUGGAUUCUAAACAAGUUAACAGUUCUGUCUUACUCUUCAGGUGAAAAUUCUGUUCAAAACAUUCAUGUUGGAAAUUUGUUUUGAGACUUGACCACAGACAAUCUUUACACAUACAAUUUUCAUUUUGUGAGUGUGAAGAGCCUGUCAAUUGAAACAGGAGGUUUUGGACCAAACCCAUGGCCAACCUUUCCACUUUGCCAGCAAUUACUUUGCAGACCUUGUAAAUAUGUACAGUUCUUAAUUUCACACAUUGAAGUGCAACCUUAAAGUAUAAUUGUAUGUCCUGUCCCUGAACCAAAGCUUUUGUGUACUUUGAAAAAAAGAAGGGAAAAAAACCAAGAAACAAAAAGAGAAAACCAGUUGUUUGUACAUUUAUAUUUCUCGCGAAGGAAUGAUAUAUUGUUUUAUGGACUUGAAAUCUCAUGUUUGUUACAUGUAUGAAAAAAAGAAUGUGCCAUUACCAGUUUACUGCACAGUCUGGGAAGUACGAGGGAUUAGCGAAAAUUCCUGGCAAAAAUGCCUAAAGAUUUAGGGUUAAACUAGCCCAGUGUUUCACAAGUUUCAUCAAUCUACUGGUAUAUUUCGUCAGAGAUGAACAUGUAUCCAUGUCACAAUGAUUUAAGGCUGACAUCUGCCCGAGAACAAUUAAUGAGAGAUCAUUAUUUUCAUCUUUUCUCUCUAAAACAUGAACAUGUAGUAGAGUGAUAUGAAAUAUUGGGGAAAAUCCAAAACGCACACUUUGGCUUACAAUGCUUCCAAUAUUAAAUCCAUAAUAAAAUUACAAAUUCAUAAAAAGUAUUAACUCACAAUCUGUAGACUCUACGUUAGAAUGUCCAUGGCAUAGUUAUUUUGAAGCACAUUUUUAAGAAGGAGUGGUUAAAAACUUUUU
Molecule: messenger RNA, 5430 nt
Organism: Patiria miniata (bat star)
Lineage: Eukaryota; Metazoa; Echinodermata; Asteroidea; Valvatida; Asterinidae
Product: somatostatin receptor type 2-like
Exons: 1
Coding region: 2837-4012 (391 amino acids)
Biological process (GO): neuropeptide signaling pathway
Cellular component (GO): membrane; neuron projection
Molecular function (GO): neuropeptide binding; G protein-coupled receptor activity
Source: RefSeq, a predicted model, not a curated record